Molecule: messenger RNA, 543 nt
Organism: Serpula lacrymans var. lacrymans S7.9
Lineage: Eukaryota; Fungi; Basidiomycota; Agaricomycetes; Boletales; Serpulaceae
Exons: 6
Coding region: 1-543 (180 amino acids)
Cellular component (GO): mitochondrial outer membrane
Source: RefSeq, a predicted model, not a curated record
AUGUCAGUCAGCCUCCCUUCGAUUCUCGUUGCUAUUCCACGCAAUACUAUUCUAGCUGUCGGACUGCCCCUUGUUCUUGGUAUACUGAGUGGAUCCCACACAGGUCGUGUUGUGCGCACCCAGUGGUACAAUACGUUGCGAUUUCCACCUGGUCGCCCGCCCCGCCUAGCAUUUCCUAUUAUCUGGCCUGUGCUCUACAUAUGCAUGGGUUAUGCUUCGCACAUCGCCGUGAAGGCUCUGGACGUUUCAUCAGACCCAGUUCUCCGUUCUGAUCUCACCCUCGCUCUUGGUUUGUACUAUGCUCAACUCGCGCUCAACUGCCUUUGGAGCCCUCUAUUCUUUGGUGCCAGACAGAUCGGAUGGGCCCUUCUGGACAGCAUCGCGCUUACCAGUACGACAUUUUACAUGACAAAAUUACUUCAUGCGUCGGUAGGGACACGCAGCUCAAUCCUUCUACUUCCCUACUGUGUCUGGCUUUCGUUUGCGACAUACCUCACUGGUGGUUGUUGGUGGCUCAAUCACAGCAGGAGACAAUUGAAGUGA